This is a messenger RNA of Theileria equi strain WA, 918 nucleotides long. RefSeq lists its product as hypothetical. Gene Ontology annotation, cellular component: cytoplasm. The transcript is spliced from 3 exons. Lineage: Eukaryota; Apicomplexa; Aconoidasida; Piroplasmida; Theileriidae. The coding region runs from base 1 to 918 and encodes 305 amino acids. Gene Ontology annotation, molecular function: tRNA binding; nucleotidyltransferase activity; double-stranded RNA binding. Gene Ontology annotation, biological process: regulation of translational fidelity. The record is from RefSeq and is a predicted model, not a curated record.
AUGGGAAACCACCUUACAGGGGAAUGUAGUAAAUGUAAUUCCAUUGAAAAACAGGAUAUUACGUGCCCAAGCCAUCCCGUUGCUUUAAAGCUGUUAAAUUACUGUAAUAUACCACUGGCUGCUCCGUCAGCUAACAAGUUUGGCCAUAUAAGUCCUACUAGCGUAGAACAUGUGCUUUCCGAAUUUCCAAACGAUUUCAUGUAUAUUAUCGAUGGAGGAACUUGUGACAUUGGGAUAGAAUCUACUGUUGUAAAGAUUGACAGUGAUGUUUCUACUCACUCUGAUUAUUCUACAAAUUACGAGGAAUUGGAAGCUUUUGUGGAUGCACUAUCGUCUUCUGACUAUGUUGACAAUAGUAAUCAAUGGAAAGGGUUAUUUGAACAAAUAGAGAGAGCAUCUUCUGCAAAAACACUCACAAUAUUACGCAAGGGUGCAGUGACGCAAGAAAUGCUAAAAAAUUCCCUUGGAGCAAAAAUUUUCAGAGACAUUAGGGUAGAGCACAAGGUCGCAUCUCUGAGCAGUAAAAGCGUUUGUGAAGCUCCUGGAAUGCUUCUAAGACAUUAUGCUCCAAAUGUGCCUACUUAUAGAGUAUGCCUCGAAAGUGAUGAAGGAUCCAAUGAGGUUUCUGCAGCUGAAGUCGUAAUGAUUGACAUUGGUGGAAAAUUAGGGGCUUGGAGAAAUCACUUCAUGCAAUACAUUGAGACAAGCGAUGAUUCGGAUGCACUUGCGAAACAACUUUAUUCCCUACUGCGAACUGCAGAAUCGCUAGCCAUGGGUGGCAAUAAUAGCAUAAUCGCAAUACACUACGAAAACAAGCACGGUGACAUGGGUGAAGCUAUAAGCGAUAGACUCUACAGGGCAACAUCAGGAAAAAGUAUUUAUUGUGAAGUCACAGAUGAAAUAAGUUUUAAAUGGUAG